UUUGGUCUUGGCCACGCUCGCUAGCUCCCUUGCUUGCUUACUUUGCUCAGCUAGCUAGCUAGCGAGAGGGCCAGAGAGCUUCGCCAUGGCGGCGUCCCACUCGCCCAAGGUCGCGAGGGAGGUCGCCGCCGCCACCUGCGCCGUCGACGCCAACACCACGUUCGUGCAGGCCGACCCGGCCACGUUCCGCGCGCUCGUGCAGAAGCUCACGGGCGCCGCGACGGACGAUGCGGCAGCGGCGGCGGCGGUGACCGUCGCGCACGCGCCACCGCCCCCGCCGAGGCGGCCCAAGCUCCAGGAGAGGCGGCGCGCGGCGCCGGCCAGGCUGGAGCUGGAGCUGGCGCGGCCGCAGCCGGCGUCGCCGUCCCCGUCGUCGUCGUUCUUCUACUACCACCACCACCACGCUCACGGCGCCCACGCCCACCACCACUGCCACGGGCCCAUGCAUUCGCCGGUCUCGCCCAUGGACGCCUACAUAGCGCUGGCGGUCUCCGCGUCGCCGUCGCUGUCGUCGUCCUCGUCCAUGUCGCCGCACUCGUCGUCGUGCGGCGGCGGCGGGGCCGUGGUGGUGAUAAGCAGGGAGGAGGAGGAGGAGCGGGAGGAGAAGGCCAUCGCGUCCAAGGGCUUCUACCUGCACGCGUCGCCCAGGGGCGGCGACGACCAGCCCAAGCUUCUGCCGCUGUUCCCCGUACGUCCACUCAAAUCAACUCCGGCGAGCUGAGGGCUGAGGCUAGCUAGCUAGCCGUGUGCGUUGACCACUGCACAAACAUGCGUUUCCGGUAAUUCCAGUGAUGUAACCGCGCGUCUAUAUAUUUGCGCUAGAAGAACUAGAUGAUGAUGAUCCAUGGAUAGAUGAUGCGACGUCGUACGCUUGUUAAUUAAUUUUUAGCUAGGCCUUUACUGCUUUAUAGUUAGUAGAUGGCUAAUUAAUCAUCUGAAUGUAAUGACGCGCGUGGCGUGAAUGAAGUGUGUCUCCCG
Messenger RNA from Zea mays, 978 nucleotides. RefSeq names its product DNA-binding WRKY. Bases 86 to 721 code for a protein of 211 amino acids. The record is from RefSeq and is marked provisional. Lineage: Eukaryota; Viridiplantae; Streptophyta; Magnoliopsida; Poales; Poaceae. The transcript has a single exon.